AUGGGGCCGCGUAGGGAGCGACCGCGGGGAGGAGCGAGAGGCGAUGGCGGGGAGGAGGGAGAGGCGACCGUGGGGAGGAGGGAAAGGCGACAGUGGGGAGGAGGAGAGGCGACGACGGGGAAGGGGGAGAUGCGACGGCGGGGAGGAGGAGAGGCUACGGCGGGGAGGAGGAGAGGCGACGGCGGGGAGGAGGGAGGCGACGGCGGGGAGGACGGAGAGGCGACGACGGGGGGAGAUGCGACGGUGGGGAGGAGUAUAGGCGACGGCGGGGAGGAGGGAGGCAACGGCGAGGAGGAGGGAGGCGAUGGCGGGGAGGUAAGGGAGAGGAGAUGGCGAGGUGGAUGGUACGAAGUCAUUGUGAGUGUGCUCACCUUUGACGCCGAGGGUCGGGCAGUGGACUUUGAGGUCUGGGUAGAUGAUCUGCAGCUUUUCCUACAGUGCGAUAGGGCAGACAGUCUCUCCCUGUUCGACCUCACUUCUGGUGGCUCUCCCGCCCUUGCUACUGAUGCUGACGCCACUGUUCGCUCACAGUGGGCCACGCGCGAUGCUGCUGCUCGCCAUGCUGUGCCCCGCCACUUACCGACCACUGAGCGCGCGCAUUUCAGCCAGUACAAGAGUGCUCAGACCUUGAACGACGCUGUAGUUGCACGCUACUCUUCCCCUGCCACUGCUGCAUUGAGCCGCCUCAUGGUACCGUACCUCUUCUCUAACCUUGCUGCCUUUCCCACAGUCGCUGACCUUAUUACGCACCUCCGCACUAGUGACACUCGCUACCGCGCUGCGCUUCCUGCUGAGUUCUGCGUCAAGAACCCCCCCCCCAUGUACAUCACCCUCUACUACAUAGUCACCCGGCUCCCUGACUCUGUCCGUGUAGUCAGGGACCACUUCCUCUCAGUUUGCCCCACCACUCUCACCAUUGACCUUCUCGAGAAGGCCCUCCUAGCGGCAGAGAAGAGCAUAGUCGCUGUAGGAGCCUCUCGUGGUCACCCUCGCACCCCCGUCUUUGAGGGGUGUUCUCCCUCCCCCCUCUUGCCCUCUGUUGCCUCUGCUGCUGCGGCCGACCUCGUUGGUUUCGAGUCGGUCGGCGAUGCGUCUGCCCCGAGCGGGAAACGCCGCACCGUCAAGGGCAAGGGGGGCAAGGGCACUGGAGGGGCUGGAGGGGGCGGUGGAGGUGGCGGUGGAGGCAGUGGGGGUGGUAGUGGGAGUGGUGCCGGGGGUGGCGGCGGCGGCGGCAGCAGUGGAGGCGGCGGAGGCGGUGGUGGUGGCGGAGGGAGCGGAGGCGGCGGAGGGAGCGGAGGCGGCGGAGGUGGAGGAGGAGGUGGAGGUGGAGGAGGCGGCGGAGGCGGCGGUGGCGGCGGCGGUGGUGGAGCGAGUCGCGACUCUGCGCAGAGGAGUGGCUCAGGUGGUGGUCCGCACCAGCAGUAG
This is a messenger RNA of Closterium sp. NIES-65, 1425 nucleotides long. NCBI's taxonomy places the organism in Eukaryota, Viridiplantae, Streptophyta, Zygnematophyceae, Desmidiales, Closteriaceae. The record is from the annotation of a GenBank genome assembly.